GGGGUGGAUCGAGGAGCUUCCAUCCGAGCGUCCAUGUCCACGGCGGCCGGCGAUCUCCCGGCGGCGUCGACGAGGAGCGAGAGGCGGAAGGAGCGGAAGAAGGAGCGCCGCCGGCGCGCGCGCAGGGAGGCGGCGGCGGCCGCGCGGGCUGCAGCGGAGGCGCUCGCCGCCGACCCAGAGGAGGGGCGCCGCCUCCGAGAGCUCGAGGAGGCCGACGCCGCCGCGUCCGACCGCGCGCGCCGCGCCUUCGAGGACGCCGAGCGCCUCUGGCUCGAGAAGGCCGCCUCGCGUGCCGCCGAGGAGGCAGCCGCGGCGGCUGCGGAAGAAGAGGCGAGGGCCGCCGAGGCUUCCACACGCGAGAAGUUUAACGAUGACCACAGAGACGAGACAGAAGACGAUGGGGAAUGGGAGUAUGUUGAAGAUGGACCAGCGGAGAUCAUAUGGCAAGGAAAUGAAAUCAUUGUGAAGAAGAAAAAAGUCAAAAUACCAAAGAAGGCAGAGGAUAAACCACCAAGUCAAGAGGAAGAGAGACCUACAUCAAAUCCGCUGCCACCUCAGUCUGUAGCUGUUGCUUCUCAGAGGAGAGAACCUUCCUUGUCUGCUCGAGAACUACUUGAGAAAGUUGCUCAAGAGACUCCAAAUUUCGGAACUGAACAGGAUAAGGCCCAUUGCCCAUUUUACCUCAAGACAGCAGCUUGCCGCUUUGGAGUUCGCUGCAGCAGAGUUCAUUUCUACCCUGACAAAUCAUGCACAUUGCUCAUGAAAAACAUGUAUAAUGGUCCGGGCCUUGUUUUGGAACAAGAUGAAGGGCUUGAGUUUACAGACGAAGAGAUUGAACAGAGCUAUGAAGAAUUUUAUGAAGACGUGCACACUGAAUUUCUGAAAUUUGGUGAACUUGUUAACUUCAAGGUAUGUAGAAAUGGGUCAUUCCAUCUUCGAGGAAAUGUCUAUGUGCAUUAUAAAGCCUUGGAUUCAGCUCUUCUUGCCUACAACAACAUGAAUGGUCGAUAUUUUGCCGGGAAGCAGAUAACAUGUGAGUUUGUUGCUUUGACGAAAUGGAAGUCAGCGAUCUGUGGUGAGUACAUGAGGUCAAGAUUCAAGACAUGUUCACAUGGAGUUGCUUGUAAUUUCAUUCAUUGCUUUCGUAACCCUGGGGGUGAUUAUGAAUGGGCUGACUGGGACAAUCCUCCACCUAAAUACUGGACUCGGAAGAUGGCUGCUCUGUUUGGUCCCUCAGAUGAUGCUGUUUUCGACAAAGCGAGUGAUACCCCAGAUUUUGAACGGUUACACAGUUCAGAUAGGAAGAGACUGAGAAGUUCUGAUGACAGGUAUAUUUCAAAUAGAAAUGGGGAUGGAGAUGCACAUAAACGGCACUCAUCAAGAGUUUUUUCACAUUCGAAGCAAGAGCAGAGCAACCAUAUCAUGAAAUAUGGGCAUACUCGACAUAGAAGAGAACCAUCUGCACCAAAUGAGCGACGAGGCCAAGAGAUUGAAGGUGAUAUUGGCAGAUACUGUUCGCCCAUGGAAAAUGAAAGAGCGUCCCAAGCACAUAAGCAUGAAGAGAAACAUAGAGAUGGCCAUGGCGAUGCAGCACGUGGAUACAAUGGUAAAAUCAAGUCCAGGAAGCACAGAUCUGAACGGCACGAAAGUCUGGAGUCUGGAUGUUCUGAUUGGCCUUCAGAAUUUGCUGAUGCAGGCACGAGCAGAAGUCCUUCAGGCAGCAAGUCCACCAACAGGCACAAUAAUCACAAAAGGAGCGGGAGGCGAUCCUCGGAUGAUCCCAAUCUUGAAAGGGGCUACUCCGCUGCGGACAAAUCAUCGGGGAAAGCACACAUUGCCAAAAGCAGCUCGAGACAUUACGUAGAAGAUGACUCCUAUGGUGAGAAAGGUAGUGGAAGAGGCAAAUCUGGAAAGCACGGUGAUCAUUGCGAUGACCCUGAUGAUAGAUGGCUAGCAACAAAUAGUGAUGUUGAUUCAGAUGCAGAAGCUCAAUUCCCGAGGUCAAGCAGUGGAGUUGGUAAAGGUGGAAGGAAUGAUAAUGCUCCUCCAGUUGAGGAUGAUCGUUAUCAAAGGUCCAGCAGCAGGUCUGCUAGGUCAAGAGCGAAGGAUGACAAGAGCAGCAGGAAGAGGAAGAAGCACCACAGGGAAAUCAGGAAGAACAGCGAUAGCGAUGACGACGAUCCCUCAGAUUCCAGUGACGUUCGGGAUUUGAGCCUGCAUGCAAGGAGGAGUCGGUCAAGAAGCAGCGAGGAGGGUCUCUCAUUGCACAAACGGAGGAAGGGUCGCCGUGGUCAUGAUUCGUGGUGCAGCUGAAAUGUCUGAUCAUUUGGUCACUAGACUGGCGACUUCGGAUUUUGGACGAUAAAAGAAAAUGUGGUAUAGAUGCGAGUAGCUCAUGCAGUGGUCCUCGCCAGCCUUGCUUUCUUCUCCUUUUCUUGUGUUCUCUUUGCUGAUGAGGUUCCUUUUUCGGGAUAGAGAUUUCUUGCAAAACAGAAGGCUUGUAAUGGUUUUGCUAAUUUAGAGUUGUUCACACCUCACCCUUGGUCCAGCCCUGGAAUUCCACCGGCUAUAUGUUCGCCACACUUGCUAUUGAAUGAAAAGGCACAUCUUCAAAACA
This is a messenger RNA of Triticum dicoccoides, 2617 nucleotides long. Its product is annotated as zinc finger CCCH domain-containing protein 16-like. Lineage: Eukaryota; Viridiplantae; Streptophyta; Magnoliopsida; Poales; Poaceae. Gene Ontology annotation, cellular component: U2AF complex. The coding region runs from base 34 to 2313 and encodes 759 amino acids. The transcript is spliced from 9 exons. The record is from RefSeq and is a predicted model, not a curated record. Gene Ontology annotation, molecular function: RNA binding; metal ion binding. Gene Ontology annotation, biological process: mRNA splicing, via spliceosome.